Molecule: messenger RNA, 4182 nt
Organism: Tripterygium wilfordii
Lineage: Eukaryota; Viridiplantae; Streptophyta; Magnoliopsida; Celastrales; Celastraceae
Product: extra-large guanine nucleotide-binding protein 1-like
Exons: 8
Coding region: 972-3899 (975 amino acids)
Biological process (GO): G protein-coupled receptor signaling pathway
Molecular function (GO): guanyl nucleotide binding; G-protein beta/gamma-subunit complex binding; GTPase activity
Source: RefSeq, a predicted model, not a curated record
CAAAGUCAGAAUACUCAACAACUGCCAAGGCACUAUGAAAACAAAUCAGUCUAGAGGAUCCAAUUCUAGGUUCCAAGGCAAUUACAGAUCCAACAAUGGAGGCAAUCGCCAACAACAAACUCCAUUUCAGAAUCAUUCAACUGAAAACUUGGAGCAUCUGGAUACUCCAUUAAUGGAGGCAAUCAUGCUUCUACCCAUUUUGGACAAUAUUCUUUGACGGUUUACCCAGUCAAAGAAUCCCAGAGGUCGUUCGUUCGUUCCGUAGUAUGUACGACGUUAGUGGGGUUGUUACAGGGGGAAUGAGAGCAGAGCAGCCAUUCGUUGGCCUUCCUUUUUCAUUCAAUUUCCAUGAAAUUUCCUCUCACCAUGCGUUGACUUGGAAAAAAAUUUGCGUGCUUGACAAUGUCUUCUCCGUUUUCUCUUCCUUCUCUAUUGUUUACUAUUGCGAGAGGACCUAGCUUUCUCGUUUUCUUCUACUUAUAUAAAUGCACUAUUGUCGACUUUCGUUCUCCGUGUGCUCAUUCUUGGAAGGUUCUCUUCUCACUGCUCUUCCUGCCACUUCCAAUAACUAGUUUCAGGUCUCAAUCAGCUCCGUUUUCUCUUCUUCUUUCUCUAUUCAUAUUCCUUAUCGUGUUUUGGGGGAAAAUAGAUUGGAGGAAUUUUGUUGGGUUUUGGAGAUUCGUUUUUGCUAUGUUUUGAGGAAGGGACGGCUUUCAGCUUCAUGGGUGUCGUAACAAUUGGUUCUGCUUCAUGGGUUUCUGAUAUACGCUGUUAUGCUUCAUGGGUUUGUGAUAAUAAUGGUUCUGCUUCAUUAUUGAUCAGGUAAUGGUUGUGUUUCUUGGUUUUCUGAUAACAAUGGUUUAGCUUCAUGUGCUAUUGACGGAGUUGAUUUGCUAAUUGGUUAUGGGAAUAGCUAUGAUUCAAGGGUUGGUAUAAUAUUUGUUUUGUGUGACCUUAAAUUGAAGAACCAGAUGGCCCAGCUUUUGAGAAAAAUAUUUCCUGUUGAGCAUUCAGUUCCCAAAGAAGAAGAUGAUGAUGAUUAUGGUAACAUAGAGUAUUCAUUUGCUGUUGAGUACCUUGGCCCUCCAGUCACUUAUGAUAUUCCCCAAGCUCUUCCGGUAGAUAUUGAGAGAAUCCCAAUUGCUGCACCUGCUGUCUCAGCUUCUUUGUUGAAUAACUUAUCAUUGCCAGUUAUCCAACCUAUUGUAAAAUCUAAACCAUCAACCAAGAAACGGCCACAGGAGCCAAAGUUUUGCUCUGAGGCUACUGUUUCCCCCAUCACAACUGAAGUUUCGAGUAGAAAUGGUGUACUUCAUGAACCAUCGGAUGCAAUAGAUAGUUCAGAUGCAUUUGGCAAUGCAAAAAAUAAUGGUGAUCAUCUGCCGGAGUUAUGUAAUGAAAAAGGAGAUCCUGUUGGAUUGAGGUUUUGCAAUUGCGAUGAUAAUCUGCGAGAAGUGUGUGGAAGCUCACACCUAGUAGAAUCACGCAAUGUUUGUACAGAAGAUGCUGGUGGAUUUCAAGAUUAUAUGAGUCCCAACAAUUGCAAACCCUCAGAAUCAGGUUUAAGUUCUCAUUCUGUUUCAUCUGAGAUUUUUUCUUUCAAAGUGGACGACUGUGAUAAUGUAACUGUUGACCCUCCUGGCCAUGCCAAAAAACCUUCAAUUGUGACUUUCCGGGAUCCUGAGUUCAACUAUUUUUCUCAUGAAGAAUCUCAUAAUUCUGCUACUGAAAGCAUCAGAGAGGAGGAUUGUCAUAAUGUAACUGUUGACCCUCCUGGCCAUGUCGAAAGACCUUCAAUUGUGACUUUCCGGGAUCCUGAAUUCCGCGAUUUAUCUCAUGAAGAAUAUCAUAAUUCUGCUACUGAAAGCAUCAAUGUGGCACGUGAGGUAGAAAGGAUUGGAAAGAAGGGAACAUGCUAUCGGUGCUUGAAAGGAAACCGGCUUACUGAAAAAGAGAUUUGCAUUGUUUGCGGCGCAAAGUAUUGCUUCAAUUGUGUGCUGAGAGCAAUGGGGUCGAUGCCAGAGGGCAGAAAAUGUAUUACUUGCAUUGGGAAAAGAAUUAAUGAGGGAAAUCGAAGGGCACUAGGGAAAUGUUCUCGGAUGCUCAAGCGGCUUCUUACUGAGAUGGAAGUCAAACAGAGAAUGAAAUCUGAGAGAUUUUGUGAAGUAAACCAGCUACCAGCAGAGUUUGUUUAUGUGAACGACGAACCACUUAGUCAGGGAGAGCUGGUUCUAUUGCAGACCUGCCCUAACCCACCAAAAAAGCUAAAACCAGGACACUAUUGGUAUGACGAAGUAUCAGGUUUUUGGGGAAAGGUAGGAGAGAAGCCUUGCCAGAUUAUUAGCUCCCAUCUGAAUGUUGGUGGUCACAUGAAGAAAAACGCUAGCAAUGGGGACACAAACAUACUCAUAAAUAACCGGGAGAUAACUAAAGCAGAGCUUCGGAUGUUGAAGGCAGCAGGAGCCCAAUGUGAAGGAACAAAUUCCUUUUGGUUGAAUGAUGAUGGGUCCUACCAGGAUGAGGGGAUGAAUAAUGUAAAGGGCCGAAUAUGGGGCAAGACUAGAGUAAAUUUAGUCUGUGCAGCCUUGUCUUUGCCAAUUCCUCCAAGCUCUGGAAAUCCCGGCAGAAAAAAUGUUGAUGAUAUUAGCCAAAACUGCCUUGAGCAGAAAAUUCAUGGGAAGCUUCUUCUGGUUGGUUAUCGAAAAUCUGGCUCAAGUACCAUAUUUAAACAGGCCAGACUUCUGCACAGUAUUCCUUUUACUGAGGAUGAGCGUCAAAAUUUUAAGUUUAUGAUUCAAAGAAAUUUGUAUGCCUAUAUUGGCAUACUGCUAGAGGGACGAGAAAAAUUUGAGCAAGAAAGUUUGAUUGAAAGGAGAAAAAGACAAUCUGUUAAUCAAUGCGGUCCUUCAGAUAACAUGGAUCAGAAGGACGAUAAUACUAUUUAUUCAAUUGGGCCAAAACUGAAAGCUUUUGCAGAUUGGCUUCUCAAAGUUAUGGCUUCUGGUAAUUUAGAAGCCGUAUUUCCACCAGCCACUCGUGAAUAUGCUCCAUUUGUUGAGAAGUUGUGGAAUGAUACAGCUUUUCAAGCCACAUACAACCGGAGGGAUGAAUUGGAAAUGCUAUCCAGAGUUGCUACUUAUUUCCUAGAGAGGGCUGUGGAGAUUUCAAGGCCAGACUAUGAGCCGUCUGAUAUGGACAUCUUGCAUGCUGAGGUAACCACCUCUUUGAAAGGGAUUCCUUGCUUGGAAUUUGAACUUCCCAAUUCGGCAGAGAUGGACCUUGGUGCUACUGCUCUUUCUCAUGAUUCCAUAACGAGGUACCAACUCAUUAGGGUUCAUCCAAGAAACCUUGGAGAAAACUGCAAGUGGUUGGAGAUGUUCGAGGAUGUUGAUGUCGUCAUGUUUUGUGUGUCGUUGACAGACUACAGUGAAUUUCUUGAAGACAGUAGAGGAGUUACUGUGAACAAAAUGUUGGCAAGCAAGCAGCUACUGGAAAGCAUAGUCACUCAUCCAAACUUUGAUGGGAAAGACUACCUAUUAAUACUCAACAAGUUCGACCUGCUCACAGAAAUAAUUGAACGAGUACCGCUCACUCAAUGUGAAUGGUUUCACGACUUCAAUCCAGUGAUUAACCCGAUUCAGGACGACAGCAGUCGCAGAUAUUGCAACCUUUCGUUGGCUCAUCGUGCUUUCCAAUACAUGGCGAUUAAAUUCAAGAGAUUCUUCCACUCUCUCACUGGCCGUAAGUUGUAUGUUUCACUGGUUCAUGGGAUGAAGCCUGAUUCUGUUGAUUACGCUCUUAAAUUUGCAAGGGAAAUUAUGGUAUGGAAUGAAGUGGAACCCAGUUACACCAUGAUUGAAGCGUCUAUAACAAGCAUCGAGCAGACUACGUCCUCAUGAUUUCGUACGUUGAAAAUGAAUCAAAUGCAGGAUAGGAAGGAAGGGAAAUUAAGGUCUGCUACUUUGCUUCUACUAACUAGCGUUGUUCAUAUUCUUUUUUUUUUUGUGUAUAUUAUAGAUGCUCAGAAAAAGGAAUCCAUAGGAGAGGCAAAUACACAGUUCUGAUAGAUGCCUGUAACACCAAGAAAAACAGAACUUUUUGUAACUACUGAGAUAUGGCCCUUGAAGGCCCAUUUGCCAUUACAGAAUAGCAAUUGCUCAAUCACCAUGAUCAUUAUAUGCA